Messenger RNA from Dermatophagoides pteronyssinus (European house dust mite), 404 nucleotides. RefSeq lists its product as uncharacterized. NCBI's taxonomy places the organism in Eukaryota, Metazoa, Arthropoda, Arachnida, Sarcoptiformes, Pyroglyphidae. The record is from RefSeq and is a predicted model, not a curated record. Gene Ontology annotation, biological process: oligosaccharide catabolic process. Gene Ontology annotation, molecular function: alpha-amylase activity.
UCAUCUCGUAAAUCGCCACAGAAUCAAUUAAAUUACUUAUUUCAUUAUAUUGAUCAUACGAUAAUCGUAUUGGAACAAUAUUUUGAUCGUCAAAUUAAUACUAAAUUAUCAUCAAAGGAUCGUAUUCGUUAUCGUUAUGUUUUAUUCGCUAAUCUUGGUAAUCAAACGGUUAUUAAAGAUUUUUCGGAUAAAUUUCGAUUUUCUCGUACACAAUUAGCAACAAAUAUUAAUCGUACACAGGAAUUUUUAAUUAUGAAUGCAUUACGUUUAGAUCCAGGUGAAGCAUUAAUUGUUACUGUUGAAUAAUAAAAAUAACCCUUAACACUCCUGUCGGUGUGCAAAGGGUUGAAUGAUGAUUAUAAUGAUUUGUAAAUUCACACCGUCCAUGUUGCUCUGAAUAUGUU